This is a messenger RNA of Coregonus clupeaformis (lake whitefish), 3682 nucleotides long. RefSeq names its product F-box only protein 31. The record is from RefSeq and is a predicted model, not a curated record. Gene Ontology annotation, molecular function: protein binding. The transcript has 10 exons. The coding region runs from base 148 to 1893 and encodes 581 amino acids. NCBI's taxonomy places the organism in Eukaryota, Metazoa, Chordata, Actinopteri, Salmoniformes, Salmonidae.
UACAACUACCUUGGCUCUGCGUCACAGGUUUCCGCCCAUGCACGCUAGGACAGGGAGAUAAUCGAGACUGCAGCUGUUGUGGUGCAGUAAUGUCAAAUAUUUUUUAUAACUAAACAUUCUGUGGUAAUGUUUUGGUGACUACUACGGAUGGCUGUGUGUGCCAGGCUCUGCGGAGUGGGUCAGUCGCGGAGGUGCAGGCGGCGACAGCGGCAUAAUCAACAGGACCAGGGAAGCGACUCCGAAAUGGACGUGGAGGAAGGCGAGCGGAUUGUGGGUGAGACACAAGCCGUCACCGGUGGUGGCGGCCCGGAAAACUCCGCCGCGGCAGGGCCGAGUGUGGCCCAUAAAGCAACUGCUGAAUGUGGCCGUGCAAAUUCGUAUGGGGACAGUGAAAGCACCGGACCACCGAAGCCGCAGUCCCUGUUGGAUCUGCCCCCAGAGCUUUUGGUGGAAAUAUUCUCAUCGCUCCCGGGCACGGAGCUACCAAACCUUGCCCUCGUCUGCAAGAAAUUCAUGCAAAUUCUGAACACGGAAACCAUCUGGAGAAGGCGCUGCACGGAGGAGUUUGGAAUGAGGGAGGACUUGCGCAAGAUGGAGGUGGCGGGUGUGUCCAGUCGGGAGCUCUAUGCCAAACGUGUGAACCCACGGGUGAAGUCUGGCCGCUUUAUGAAGCUCCUACCGGACUACGAGCACAUGGACUACAGGAACGUAUACAGGCACUUGCUGCACCCAUACAGACACAUCCUGGGUCUUUGGCAGCCUGACAUAGGCCCAUACGGAGGGCUGCUCAACGUGGUGGUUGACGGGCUGUUCAUCAUUGGCUGGAUGUACCUGCCCCCCCACGACCCUCGGGUUGAGGAUCCCAUGAGGCGGCGGCCACUCUUCCGCAUCCACAUGUGGGAGAGCAACAAGGUGGCGGUGGAGUGUAUGUACGGACACAAGGGCCCUCACAAGGGGGACAUCCAGACUGGGAAGAAGGACGAGUUCUCGACUAAGUGCAACCAGACAGAUCAUCACCGCAUGCCAGGGGGGAGGCAGGAGGAGUUCCGCACAUGGCUGGAGGAGGAGUGGGGGAGGACACUGGAGGACAUCUUCCAUGAGCACAUGCAGGAGCUCAUUCUUAUGAAGUUCAUCUACACAAGCCAAUACGAUAACUGCCUGACUUACCGGCGGAUCUACCUCCCACCCCGGAUGCCCUCUGACCUGCUGCAGCCGGGCCUGUUCAAAGGCACCUACGGCAGCCAUGGCCUGGAGAUCAUCAUGCUCAGCUUCCAUGGGCCCAGCGCCAGGGCCACCAAGCUCACUGGGGACCCCAAUGUCCCAGCAGGCCAGCUAACGCUUGACGUGGACCUGAACCGGCCUGUGUGCCUGCCGAACCUGGAGCACCAGCGCAGUGUGGAAGAGCUGUCUCGCCUGGUGCUGGGUGUGCACGAGGAGGCGCAGCGGGAGGCGCAGAGCCCAGACGUGGCCCCCCAGGGAGCUGCUUCAAAGGGGGCUGUGGCUGGUGGUACUGGGGCAGAGGGGCUGGAGUCGGCUAUGGAAGCCCAGUCAGAGAGCCCCCAGCCUGGGCCCUGUAGCAGCAGCAGCGCUCCCUCGGAGGCCCAGCCCUUCGUCCUGCCUCUGGGGGUCAUGGCCCGCAAUGAGGUUUACCCCCGAACCUGCAAGAUGUGCUUCUACGGGACGGGCCUGAUUGCUGGCCACGGCUUCACGAGUCCGGAGCGCACACCAGGCCUGUUUGUCCUGUUCGACGAAGACCACUUCGGCUUCAUCUGGCUAGAGCUCAAGUCGUUCAGCCUGUACAGCCGCCUGACUGACCGGCUGGCCCACGCCUAUGCCCCCGACAUGGAGUGCUUUGAGGCCAUGCUCCGCAACAUGCAGUCCUGGACAUCCUGAUGGGGCAGACAGACCCACACACAUACCUAGACCCCUACACACAUCACAAGUGUUGACCGCACCUGGAAGACCUUUGGGAACCUAGUUGUAACCUAUAACUAAGGCCCAUUGUUUUUUCCUGAUCAGGUUAUGUGGUUAGAAAAAACUAUUGGCCUUAAUUAUCACUCAUGUAUGUAUAUAUUUCCCCUUUAGAACCCCGAAAUGCUUACACACAGAAAAGCCCCAUAUUUACCCUCACCUACCCCUGUAGAAUUGUUCUACUGUACACAGCUUCACAAUCCCUAAUCACCUCUACACUGUCCCACACAUUUCUGGCUCUGGCCAGAAACAACCCUUAGCCCCACCCCCUAGGCACCUAAGUAUCCUUGCUCCCUGUUCCAUGUUUCUGUUCACCUCCACACGACAUCGUUAUCUCUGCUUCUGCAGCAUAUCCAGAGGUCAUAUGAUAUGACAAAGGCUUCCUUAACAGCUUCUUGUUAUUCAUUUUUAAACCAGAGAAGAGGAUUUGACAUUUCAUCCCACAAACCCCGCAACAAACUCUCUGUGUCUCUGAGUUGUAACGUAUACAUCAUGUCUGUAUUGCCUAAUGCUAAGAGAAGUGAAUGGGAUUUCUACUAAAGCUGUUAUUCUUUAAUGAUUUUGUUUGGAUGCAUGCUGCAUUUUCAGUUUAAUGCCACCUGUUUCCAAUACGCUUAUUCACAAUCUGAGACGCUUUUGGUUUGCUGUAUAUUAGUGUGUACAUUGCUCUUAGUUUGGUGCACAGGUGGCAUUAUGGUAUUAGAAAAGAUUGCAUCUCAGGUGCUUUUACUCUUUUCGUCACAUGGUCAAGGAAAAUAUAACAUAUUACAAUGGGGCAUGUGCAUAUCAGAAUUUACAUUACUUUUUAUUUUCAAAAUACUUCUGAUGGAUAGUAUGUAGUAAGAUGGAAAUAUUUAAUGAAUGGAUGUUUCAACAUUAGUAUUUUCUACAUGUUGGCAAAUAAGCUUAUGCUGUACUGUAGCUGCAUCAGCCAUUUGUAGUUCAACAGAGCAUAUUGCCCUUUUGGGCGCUUUUAACAGGGUGUUAAAGAUAUCGCAACACCUGUUAUGAUAAUUGGCGUUUGCAAAACAUUGUACAACACAAAAUGCUGUUCAAGGUACUUUUAUCUUUAUUCCCGUUUGGACCCCAGGAAGAGUAGCUGCUGCUGCCUUGGCUAAUCGGGAUCCUACUACAUAAUACUGUACAUUAUUUACGUUGUGAAAAGUGUAUGUCUGUCUCCCAUGGCCUAACGGUGGCACCCAGGGGCUCUCCUAUUCCAAGUGCACUUUUCUGGGCAGUACAGUGGAUGGUUUUGUCUCAACUCCUCUAUAGAUUCCUUUCCUUGAUCCCUUUCCUUCAUGACCACAAAUGGCUGAAAGGAGGGGAAGGGUUUUCCACCAUAUGGCUUUCACCCAUCUUCUACUGACAGGUCAGUGAUCAUGGAGGCCAGGACAUAAGGAAAGGACGCUAAGUUGAUAGUAUUGAGACAGUCACUAACUCAGAGGCUUCAUUCAAAGCAGUACAUUUGUAUCAGACUGCAGCUUUACUUAACAUUUGCAAAAACAAAACUUGAGAGAGUAAAUAAGUAAUAUAUAUUAAUGAAAGGAACCUAUUUAAUAAGUAUAUUUUAAAUAUUUUAAUUUUUGGGACAACUGUAGAAAUGUUUGCAUCAUCACUUGGUUGAUUUGUGUUUUGUAAGCUUAUCGCUCAUCUGUUGUGUAAGUAACGCUUCUGUACUCGGCUGUUUAAAUGAAGCACCUUUGUAAAUUGA